AUGGAUUGCCCUCCUGGCAGCGAGCAAUACUUUGGACCCCAGGUCGACCCUCGAUGUAGACCAUUUGAUUUCACUUUGCUGUUUGAAGACAUCUUUUUUGUUGCUGUGCCGGCUGUCGUGUUUCUCAUUCUCGCGCCUAUACAGAUAUGGGGCCUCUUCAGGAGACGAGCUGCGUUUUCCGUGAGGUCAAGGGCCAUCCGGCGAUGGAAAGCGGUAGCUUUUACCGCGAUCCUUGCUGUGCAAGUCGUAAACCUUGUGUUUAGAGCUCAAUAUGUCGAGUUGCGAACUAAGUUAUCUCUUCCGGCGGAUAUCUUGAGCUCUACGGCUACCGUAGCCGCAUUCUUCCUAUCUAGAGCAAGCCAUGGGCGAUCACUUCGGCCGUCAACAGUCCUUGAUUUGUAUUUAUCUUUAUCAAGCCUCUUGAAUAUUGCUCGAACAAGGACCUUGUGGCUACUGGCAGCUGGCAGCCCUGUCCCGAUUCUCAUGACGGUGAAUCUCUCUCUCACUCUAUUUGCCCUCCUAUUGGAGUCCAUUGAAGAGAGAAAGCGUCUUUCGAAUGGUUCGCCGGAAGAGUUUAGCGGGAUCUGGGCCAGAAUCGGUUUUUCCUGGCUUCUGCCCUUGCUCAAAACAGGCUAUGACAAAGUUCUUUCUCAGGACGAUUUGCCUAAUCUUGACACUAGGCUUCAAAGCAGGGUACUGCGUCGCCAGCUGAUCACGACUUGGUCUAAAUAUGAUCCAAAAGCUCGACAUAGUCUGGUGAAAGCAUGUUUUCGGACCCAUCUUUCGACCUUACCUUCAGCUGUGAUCCCCAGAUUGUGUGUCACUGCAUUCACUUUUGCUCAACCAUUUCUAGUCGAGACCACAAUUGGAUUCGUUGGCGAUGAGAACGCCAAGCCAUAUCACGGGAGAGGGCUCAUUGGCGCAUGGGCUCUUGUGUAUUUGGGUAUUGCCUUAUCAAGAUCUCUAUACAAAUAUGAAACCUCUAGAUUCAUCGCGAAGCUGAGAGGGGGGCUAAUUGCUCUUGUAUAUCAACGAAGCCUGAAUAUCCGCACCGCCGACGAGGGAGAUAUAUCUGCCGUCACUCUAAUGGGCACCGAUAUUGAACGCAUAGCGAGUGCGAUGCAGCUGCUCCACGAAACUUGGGGCUCUCUUCUGGAAAUAUCAAUUGCAUGUUGGCUGCUAGAGCGGCAGCUUUUCCUGGCUUGUCUCGCCCCAAUUGCUCUCGUAUUAGUAUUCAUUGGCAUUACAUCGCAAAUAUCGGUAGCUACCCAGAAUGCACAAGUUGCAUGGAUAGAAAAGGUCCAAGAAAGGCUGCGUGCGACCACGUCUCUGCUCGGGGACAUAAAGGCUAUCAAGAUGCUUGCGUUACCGCAAGUUGUAUCGAGGCUGUUGACGAAUCUCCGAACCAACGAAAUCAAGACGUCGAAAACAUUUAGGGAGUUGCUCGUUGCCACAUUAAUGCUCUCCCUCACACCCUUGAAUCUCGCCCCUGCCGCGACAUUUGGCGUCUACGUUGUCAUAUCCGUCUACUGGACACACGGAUCUUUAUUGACGACCCAAGCCUUUACUUCUUUGGCUCUGAUAGGUCUAUUGACAGGUCCUGUCAUAGGUUUCAUCCAAUCCUUGCCCCAGGUUCUGCAAUGUGUGGGCUGCUUUGAUCGUAUCCAGCAAUACUGUAAUUACGCAGAUGUUGACCUCAAAGACGAAAACUAUUAUGAGCCAGGCCACGUCGAUCUACGCGAUGAAUCCGAAAUUUACCUCCUGGCACCUGAUAGUCCUCCCGAGCACUUUGAUGCUCCGCAUGGCGACACCAUUUCUCUACACAGUCAAGGCUUUAAAUGGAGCAAAAACGGCCCUGCGAUACUCAAAGACCUGGAGCUUGAUAUCAGUCAAGAGGCCAUUACUGCGAUUACUGGCCCAGUAGGGAGCGGUAAGUCGUCAUUGAUGAGUUGCAUUUUGGGUGAAAUGAUCGACAUUUCUUCCCAAGAGGGUCAACCAAAAAUAUCUCGGCAAUACUGUAAACAUGUAGCAUACUGCUCCCAGCAGCCAUGGCUUGAAAACACAACCAUUCGUAACAAUAUCCUUAGCUCAUCGCCUUACGAGAGGAAAUGGUAUGAUGAGGUCGUUUCUUCUUGUGGCCUCAAUGCCGAUCUCAAUCGUUUCAAAAAGGGAGAUAAAACGAACAUUGGCAGUAGAGGUCUCAACCUCAGUGGUGGACAAAAGCAACGCAUAGCCCUAGCUCGAGCCGUAUACGCAAAGAAACCGAUAGUACUUCUCGACGAUGUAUUCAGCAGCAUGGAUGCUCAUACUAUUGACGUUGUCUCUUCCCGCUUGUUCGGUCGUGUAGGCCUUCUUCGCAGGCAGCGAGCGACUGUCAUAUUGAGUACUCACCACCGUAAACUCAUGGCGCUUUCGGAUAGCAUCAUCGUCUUAGAAAAUGGGAAAGUAGCGGCGAAGGAUACACCCGCUUCCUUGCUUCAGAGCAACGGCUACGUCAAUAAACUUGGCAUACAGCUUACAACUAAUGAAGAUGUCACUGAAGCUGCUGAGCCUUCAAAAUUGCCGACAGCAGAGGAAGUUUUCGAUAUUGCCGCGGACGUCGCCAUCAACAUCUCUGAAGAGACGGAUGGUAAGCAUGUUGAUAUUCGGCGCAAAAGAGGCGAGCUCUCCGUUUAUGCAUAUUACCUUGCCAGCUCUGGCUGGUACUUUGUUGUCUUGUAUAGUGCUGCAGUUACAGGAUGGAUCUUUUGCAUCGAAUUUUCGAAUGUGUGGAUGAAGUGGUGGUCUGCUGCCAAUGCCUCAGAGCCAGACAAGGAUAUCUGGAUGUACCUUGGCAUUUACGCCCUUCUAGGUAUUCUCGGCACGUUAAGUGGCUGUAUAUGCGCUUGGGCGGCUUUUAUUUACAUCAUCUCGCGGUCGGCUGCUCAACUUCACUCGAAUCUCCUGCAAGCAACGCUCAGAGCACCGUUCUAUUCUCGGUCAACAAGAGACCUUGGAGAGCUCCUUAAUCGAUUUAGCAGAGAUAUGGAGCUCAUCGACAUGGAGCUUCCUAGUAACAUGGUCAACUACACCUCCACCGUCGUCUUAUGUAUAGCCAAAGUCGUCAUUAUCGCCAUUUUUACUCGAUAUCUGGGAGUGACAAUCCCUUUCUUCGCCGUCUAUGUCUAUUUCCUCCAGAGUUUCUAUCUGCAAACGUCUCGCCAAAUCCGACUACUUGCCAUUGAAGCCCAUGCUCCUCUAUUUACUCAUUUUAGUGAAUCAAUCGCAGGAGCAGUAACCAUCCGGGCGUUUGGAUGGCAAUCAUACCACCAAGAGCGCAACUAUCGUCUCAUUGAUGCUUCACAGAGACCUGUCUAUCUACAGAGUUGCAUUCAGCAUUGGCUCAGUUUUGUGCUUGAGAUGGUGACUACAGUAUUGGCAUUUCUUCUUGUCUCUACAGUCCUUAUCUGGAAAGACAGGUUUAGCCCUGGAAGUGUUGGUGUGAGUCUUGUCACUGUUAUUGGAUUCAAUGAAGUGCUGGUGCGACUUGUUCAAACCUGGACGACUUUGGAACCAAGUAUUGGUGCAGUGUCAAGAGUCAAACGCUUCUCGGAGGAGACGGAGACUGAGGAGCGGAAAGAAAAAGGAGCAUACGUACCAGCUACGUGGCCACAUGCUGGCGCUGUUGAAUUUGCAGGCUGGACCACGUCUUAUAGUACCAUGGCAGACUCCAAGCCAGUACUAAACGGCGUGUCAUUGUCGAUCGAAGCUGGGCAACAUGUUGCAAUAUGCGGUCGAACCGGCAGCGGCAAAACCUCUCUAAUACUUUCCCUAUUACAGAUGACUGAGAUUGUCGAAGGCAGCAUCUCGAUAGAUGACGUAGAUCUUUCGACUCUCACCUGCGCAGAAGUACGCUCACGUAUUAACGUAGUGCCUCAAGAUCCCUUUCUAAUGCCAGGCACCAUCCGCUUCAACGUUGAUCCCUUCAAUGGUGCUUCAGAUGAGGACAUUAUUCGCGCGCUUGAGCAAGUGCGACUACGGACCAUCAUUGACGAACAGGGGGGGAUAGACAAGGAGAUUGAUUUGUCGUCCUGGUCUUCUGGGCAGAAGCAGCUUCUUUGUUUCGCCAGGGCGAUGUUGAAGAAGAGCAGGAUUCUUAUCUUGGAUGAAGCAAUGAGCAGCGUCGAUCAUGACACAGAGACUAUCAUGCAGGAAAUCAUUGACACGCAAUUCAAGGAAUGCACAGUCCUCGCGGUGAUGCAUCGCCUAGAGCAUAUUCGCCGCUACGACAAGGCCGCCGUAUUUGGAGAUGGCAAGCUGUUGGAAUUUGAUGCCCCUGAGGCGCUUUUGUCUGGGGACACGAACCUUGCAAGGCUUUAUUCUUUCUAUCAGAGCUGA
Trichoderma harzianum CBS 226.95 is the source of this 4377-nucleotide messenger RNA. RefSeq lists its product as hypothetical. Gene Ontology annotation, cellular component: membrane. The coding region runs from base 1 to 4377 and encodes 1458 amino acids. Gene Ontology annotation, molecular function: ATP binding; ATP hydrolysis activity; ABC-type transporter activity. Gene Ontology annotation, biological process: transmembrane transport. NCBI's taxonomy places the organism in Eukaryota, Fungi, Ascomycota, Sordariomycetes, Hypocreales, Hypocreaceae. The record is from RefSeq and is a predicted model, not a curated record. The transcript is spliced from 15 exons.